Molecule: messenger RNA, 942 nt
Organism: Clunio marinus
Lineage: Eukaryota; Metazoa; Arthropoda; Insecta; Diptera; Chironomidae
Source: the annotation of a GenBank genome assembly
ACAUUAGUUUUAGCAUAUUUUCCGAAACUCCUUGAAAAAUUUUAUCCCUUAAAAGAAAUUAAAAAGAAUUCAAAAUAUUGCAGAAAAUAUCACUUAUUUAAAAAGAUUUAUCUGAAAAUGGGUCAACAGAUGUCAAUAGCAGUUGCAGCAGAGUCAGCUGUGAAUAUUUUAGAUAAACCAAAAAUGCCAGCAAAUCAUCCUGAAAUCAAGUCCACGAAUGCUGAAAUUCCUCCAGAAUGUCCAAUGCAUGCAAAUCAUCAACCAAAAGUUGAAGUGAAGAAAGAAGAAACAGUUUUAGUAUCUGAAUGUCCUGUUCAAGGUGAUAUUAAUCCACUAAACAUGAUGCCACCAGCAAAUCAACAGCCAGCAAAAGACCAACCUUUCUCUCUUCCUACUAAUCGUCAACUCUCAACAAUCCCACGUGCUGUUCCCGGUCCAGAUGGCAAACAGUUCUGGGAAUAUCCGAGCCAACAAAUGUUUUGGAAUGCUAUGCUUCGAAAAGGAUGGAAAUGGCAGAAAGAUGACAUCGCUGCUAAGGAUAUGGAUGACAUAAUCAAAAUUCACAAUGCAAAUAACGAGCAAGCAUGGCAAGAAGUUCUUAAGUGGGAAGCACUUCAUGCUCGUGAAUGUGGAUCACCAAAGUUAAAAAGUUUCGGUGGCAAAGCUCAAGAUUACAGUCCUCGUGCGAAAAUCCGCAACUGGAUGGGAUAUGAAUUGCCAUUCGACAGACACGAUUGGAUCGUCGAUCGUUGUGGUAAAGACGUUCGCUAUGUCAUCGACUAUUACGAUGGUGGAAUCGUUGAUGACAAAUAUAAAUUCGCUCUUUUGGAUGUUAGACCUGCAAUGGAUUCAUUUGAUAAUGUUUGGGAUAGAAUGAAAGUUUGUUACAUGCGUUGGAGAAUGGAAUACUUCGAGAAGCCUCAAUCAGAGAAAUCAAACUAA